Messenger RNA from Arctia plantaginis, 1083 nucleotides. The record is from the annotation of a GenBank genome assembly. NCBI's taxonomy places the organism in Eukaryota, Metazoa, Arthropoda, Insecta, Lepidoptera, Erebidae.
AUGUCUUCAGUGCAUUCUGACGAAGACCAGGAGGAGAUCAACGUGGACUCUGACAGUAGGCUAUCUGGUCAUUGCGACAGAAGCAUUGCUUCAGAGGAUCGCGACUCUGAGCAUAGCUACCAUGACAGGUAUCAUGAUUCCCCAAACGAACAUAUGACUAACACGCAACAAAGGGUGAGCCUGCCUUUCAGCAUAUCCCGACUUUUAGGAAAACACUUCGAGGAUAUAGAGAAGCGUCGAAAUUCAGGGGAGAGUGAUGACAGAAGUGAUCAGGACACUGAAUCGGAAAGUGCUAAAGAUGAUGGAAAAGACAGUUCUGGUUUGCCUUUUAAUCUUUCACAUACGCCUGGUUUAUAUCCUAAUUCUGGAUUGUUACUGAGACCGGGGUUAGGAAUCGGAGCUGGAUAUGGGUUUUCCAGUAAUCCAGGGGUUGUUAGAGUACCUGCUCAUAGGGCACUGGGUGCUUUGGGUGCGUGGGGUGUGACAAUGGAUCCGAUGCGGCAGGCGGCAGCAGCGGCCUUCGCACACCAGAUUGUCAAAGACAGAUUAAAUGCGUCAUUCCCCAUCACGAGGCGGAUCGGGCACCCGUAUCAGAACCGGACACCACCUAAACGUAAGAAGCCUCGCACAUCGUUCACGAGGCUCCAGAUUGCUGAACUAGAAAAGAGGUUUCAUAAACAGAAGUAUUUGGCAUCAGCAGAGAGAGCCUCUUUAGCUAAGACCUUAAAGAUGACUGAUGCUCAAGUGAAAACGUGGUUUCAGAAUCGACGGACUAAAUGGAGACGUCAAACGGCCGAAGAGAGGGAAGCAGAACGUCAAGCAGCAAACCGCCUCAUGCUCUCCUUACAAGCUGAAGCGCUAUCUAAAGGCUACAUCCCUGAACCACCACCGGGCAGCGCACCUCUAUCAGCGUUACAUUACCAGAAUCCACCAAACAACGCACAAGCACCACCUUCGAAUACAGCGCUUAGUGCGCUGCAGAAUCUUCAGCCGUGGGCUGGAAAUCAAAAUGGAUUUAUGAAUCCAAAUCCGGGUACUGCUCCUCCGCCACACCCCCCGCCUGUCGCGUCGCCUAUAUGUUGA